GUUUGAGCCUCCAUCCCGGCGCGUCCCCACCACUUCACGCGUCGCCCACCCGCACACCCACACACCCACUCGCCCUCACCCACCACCACACCCCAAAUACGACCAUACAAUGACCACCCUAAUAACCCUCGACACCUCAAUGGGCUCGAUAACCUUUGAGCUGUACGAGUCCCACGCACCACGCACCUGCGAGAACUUCAAAGGCCUUGUUACCCGUGGCUACUACAAUGGCUGUCCCUUCCACCGUGUGAUCACCGACUUCAUGAUCCAAGGCGGCGACCCCACCGGCACCGGGCGCGGCGGAAGCUCCAUCUACGGCGGGAAGUUCGCGGACGAGAUCCAUCCCUCGCUGAAACAUACCGGUGCCGGGAUCUUGAGUAUGGCGAACAGCGGGCCGGACACGAAUGGGAGUCAAUUUUUUAUCACACUUGCGCCCACGCCGUGGCUAGACGGCAAGCACACGAUUUUCGGGCGGGUGACGAGCGGGAUGCGGAUUGUGCAGCGGAUGGGAAUGGUCAAGACGGACAGGGACGACAGACCGGUGGACGAGUUGAUGAUCCGGAAGGCGCGGGUCGAGGACGCAUAACAGCAUAGCAUAACAGCAUAGU
This is a messenger RNA of Tricharina praecox, 608 nucleotides long. Its product is annotated as putative peptidyl prolyl cis-trans isomerase. The record is from RefSeq and is a predicted model, not a curated record. Gene Ontology annotation, molecular function: peptidyl-prolyl cis-trans isomerase activity. The transcript has 2 exons. Gene Ontology annotation, cellular component: catalytic step 2 spliceosome. Lineage: Eukaryota; Fungi; Ascomycota; Pezizomycetes; Pezizales; Pyronemataceae. Gene Ontology annotation, biological process: protein folding; protein peptidyl-prolyl isomerization. The coding region runs from base 110 to 586 and encodes 158 amino acids.